Molecule: messenger RNA, 750 nt
Organism: Aspergillus japonicus CBS 114.51
Lineage: Eukaryota; Fungi; Ascomycota; Eurotiomycetes; Eurotiales; Aspergillaceae
Exons: 1
Coding region: 244-708 (154 amino acids)
Source: RefSeq, a predicted model, not a curated record
CCAACCACCUUGCAAGAAAUAUUCGGGUGUUCGUAGAUAGACUACUCACCUACCAUAACCCAUUACCCAUACUCAUAUUCAUCACCAAACCAAACCAAACAACCCAAUCCCAAAAGCAAGAAACCAGGAAAUGUUCCACAAGAACCCCACCUCAAGCAAAUAUAAUAAAAUUCUUCGAAGCUAUAAGCGAAAAAAAAGUUCUAUAUUCACAAACCCACCCGCUUAUUUGCCAACAGACGCAAAAUGCGGGGCUACAAUUUCGACCGGAUCCCCUCCAACCGGAACUUCACAUCCUUCAGGACCUUACUGGAGGGUUUCCAUUCGUCGAACUGGUGGAGCAGUUCCAGGGUUUCGGUCGUCAGCUCGCGGCGGACGUACUCCUCCUCGAGGAGGCCGCGCAUGGCGAAGGGGAGGAUGUACGGGUUUGCGGGGGACGGGGGUUGCGUGCGCUUGAUGUCGAGGAGGGUUCUGGUGGUGGCUGUUGUUGUGAGGGGGAGGGCGGUGGUCUGGAGGGCGAAUUGGAUGGCGAGGCUAUUUUGUUUUUUUUCUCGCGGGUUAGUCCGGUUGUUUGCCUAUUUUAUUUGUUGUUUGGGAGGGGGAAGGGACAGCUCAACGGGGGGAGAAGAACGUACCGGUAGACGGCGGGGUCGUCGUAGAGGCGGGAGUGGCCUUCCCCGGUGUAGAGACUGCCGGCUAAUGGGGAGCUGAGUUCGCGGAUGAGGCCGUGGUCUGCGAUGCCGAGGUUGCGGA